This is a messenger RNA of Phycodurus eques (leafy seadragon), 2529 nucleotides long. RefSeq names its product protocadherin alpha-3-like. Gene Ontology annotation, biological process: homophilic cell-cell adhesion. Gene Ontology annotation, cellular component: plasma membrane. NCBI's taxonomy places the organism in Eukaryota, Metazoa, Chordata, Actinopteri, Syngnathiformes, Syngnathidae. The record is from RefSeq and is a predicted model, not a curated record. Bases 20 to 2506 code for a protein of 828 amino acids. Gene Ontology annotation, molecular function: calcium ion binding. The transcript has a single exon.
UCUGUGUUGUCUCCACGGCAUGGAACAAAGGCGAUGCGGAUGUCGGAGGGAGCGACGCUGGUGGUUGGCUUUCGUGCUUAUUUUGUGCAAUGGAGCACGUGCCCAGCUCAGAUAUUCCAUAUCAGAGGAGGUUGAAAAGGGGACUGCGGUCGGGAACAUAGCAAAGGAUUUGGGGCUGGAUAAGGGCGCGCUGCGAGGGCGAGGGUACCGCAUCGUGGCCGGCUCAGCUGAGCCCAUCGUGGAGGUGAACCGGGACGACGGCAUCUUGUACGUGGCGAGGAGGAUCGACCGAGAGGAGGCGUGCGAACGCAGCGGCCCCUGCGUGGUCAACCUGAAAAGCGUGCUUGAACAUCCACUCGAGGUGCACUACGUUGCGGUGGAAAUAUUAGACAUCAACGACCACUCGCCUGUUUUUCUCGAAAAAGAAAAAAGGUUUGAAAUCUCUGAGUCGGCCACGCCAGGAGCUCGGUUCCAGCUCCAAGGGGCUCGAGAUCCCGACGUGGGCCAAUUCUCCAUCCAACAAUAUAAACUCGGGCAAAGCGAAUAUUUCCGCGUGGAGGUGAAGGAUAGAGGCGAGGAUCGCAAAGUGCCAUUUUUAGUCUUGCUCAAGCAGUUGGACAGAGAGACGAAAGGAAGGCACCGCCUCCGCCUCACCGCCGUCGACGGGGGGAAGCCCCCCAAGUCGGGCUCCGUCGACAUCAUCGUGGACGUCCUCGACGUCAACGAUAACUCUCCUGUCUUUGACAAGGAGCUUUAUUCCGUCUCCCUGGAAGAAAACGUGCCAGCGGGCACCGUCGUCAUUCAGGUGAACGCGACGGAUUCGGACCAGGGCGCGAAUGGUGAAGUCGUGUAUUCAUUAGGGAAGGAGGUGGAUCCAAACGUGCUACGUCUUUUUAGUAUCGACCCAAAGACGGGUGCAGUUCAAGUGACAGGCCACCUUGAUUUUGAGGAAAGUCAAAGCUAUGUCAUUGAUAUUCAGGCGUCUGAUAAAGGACCAGUUCCUCUCACAACUGAUAAGAGCGUUUUGAUAACAAUCAUUGACGUGAAUGAUAACGCCCCCGAGAUUGAGGUGACGUCAUUUUCUAACUCCAUCAAGGAGGACGCAAAGAUAGGAACCGCUGUGGCUCUGAUUAGUGUCAGUGACUUGGACUCUGGAAUGAAUGGUAAAGUGCUCUGCUCCAUCAAACAAGAUGUUCCUUUUACAUUAUCGCCAUCUUUACAAGAAAACAUGUACGCCGUCGUCACAAAGUCCCGAUUGGAUCGGGAACAUGUUUCUCGAUAUGAGGUCACCAUCACGGCAAAGGACACCAACGAGCCGGUGUUUUCGACUGAAAAGACCAUAACUGUUGUCGUGUCAGAUGUCAAUGACAACAAUCCGGAAUUUACGUCGAGCCCAUACACAUUUUAUAUCGCCGAGAACAACGUCCCUGGAGCCUCUGUGUUUUCUGUCAAAGCUUCUGAUCAGGAUGAAGGUGACAAUGCUGUCAUUUCUUAUCAGAUCAUCCGAGAGGCAAGCGCAGACACUAAACUCUUGUCGUUUAUAAAUAUCAACCCAGAAACCGGGGAGGUAAUGGCGCUGAAGAGUUUUGACUUUGAGACGCUGAAAAGCUUCCAGUUCCAGGUGUCGGCCACCGACGGCGGAAGUCCUCCGCUGAGCGGCAACGUGACGGUGAAGGUGUUCAUUCUGGAUCGGAACGACAACGCUCCGGUCAUCCUGUAUCCGCUCGGCUCCAACGGUUCCGCCCGAGGCGCGGCGGAGAUUCCCCGCGACGCCAAAGCGGGAGACUCGGUGACGAAAGUCCGAGCCUACGACGCCGAUACGGGAUAUAACGGCUGGUUACUGUUUUCGCUGCGGCCGCUCGGCGAGCGCGCUCUCUUUUCUCUGGACCGCUAUACGGGCCAGAUCAGAACACUUCGCCCGUUCACGGAGACGGACGAGGCCGAGCAUCGACUGCUCGUACUGGUCAAAGACAACGGCGACGUUUCGCUCUCGGCCACGGCGACCGUGACCGUCAAACUGGCGGAGCCCAAAGAGGCUUUCGCGGCUUCCGACCACGCGGGAAGCGCGGCCGAAGAGGACGAGCGCGAGGACCGGGUGACUUUUUAUCUGGCGCUGACUUUGGGCUCGGUCUCGCUGCUUUUGGUCAUCAGCGUGGUGGUGCUGAUCGCCAUGCGCUGCUCCAAAUCCGCAGAGUCCACUUCCAAAUAUCUGCGAGACCCUCAUUACGACGGCACGCUGUGUCACAGCAUCCAGUACAGAUCGGGAGACAAACGCUACAUGUUGGUCGGACCCAGAAUGAGUAUUGCUUCCGCCGGCGUCCCGGGCAGCCACGCCGGCACGCUGGUGCUGCCCGACGCCAGACGCGCGGCCGCAGGGGAGGUAAGACAGACCUUUUCCAAUUGUAGUAUUUUGAAUGGCUGUGUUUCAUUGCAUCGUGGAUUUUUAUGGACAUCAAUUAAAUAUGGAAAUAUUGAUGCUCAUUACAGAAUGAUGUUGCUGGAAUGAGCUUGGUUAGACCAGUGGAACGA